This is a messenger RNA of Mycena indigotica, 2172 nucleotides long. RefSeq lists its product as uncharacterized. The coding region runs from base 1 to 2172 and encodes 723 amino acids. The record is from RefSeq and is a predicted model, not a curated record. The transcript has 3 exons. NCBI's taxonomy places the organism in Eukaryota, Fungi, Basidiomycota, Agaricomycetes, Agaricales, Mycenaceae.
AUGACUUCUCCUAUCGUUCCCCUCCAUCAUUCCGCAUCCUCUCCCCCAAAAUCAAUCAUACCCGCCGGCGGGGUCCCAGUUAUGCAAUUCCAAGUUGGCGGGAAUGUCACCCAAUCUACUCACUACCAUAACGGCCCCAGCGGAAUUGACCUCCUGCGACAGCAUAUUGUCCGAGAUGCCAUCCAUUCUGCCUACCAGCUCUCUUCUACGUUGGUUUGCCUCCCGGGAACCCGAACAGCCGCAUUGAAUGGCUUGAUGGAAUGGGCGCACAACGAGGACGACGCAGAACUCUCUAUUCUUUGGUUGACUGGCCCCGCUGGAGCGGGCAAAUCGUCUGUUGCACGGACGUUCGCAGAGCAAUGCAGCAAUGCAGGGCUGCUCGGCGGAUCUUAUUUCUUUUCUGGGAAGGACAGCACUCGCGCAGCGUCUCUAGGUCUCUUCCCCACACUUGCAUAUCAGCUGGCAACCGUCUGGAAUGCCUAUUCGGUUGCUCUGGAUGAUGUUCUCCGUGAAGACAGCCUUAUUUGCGACUGUGCACCCGGCCACCAGUUCCAACGACUCUUUCUCGAUAUUAUCCUAUCGCUUCCUCCACCAGCCCGCAAUCCAAUCUUGGUGAUAGACGGGCUUGACAAAUGUGAAACAAGUCGCGUGCAGACUGAUCUUCUCGCGCUUCUCUGGCGUUCCAUAGCCGACGGAGGACUGCCUCUGCGGCUAUUCCUCUCUAGCAGUAAUGAUGCACAUCUUGCCCGCAUCCUCGACAGCCCACUCGCCCACAACAUCGUCGAUAUCAUGACACUGGGAGCUGAGGCAGAGUCUUACGGCGACAUCCACCGCUACCUAAGCUAUUCUUUCAAUAGAAUAAGGGGUCAGCUAAUCGCAGGGGGUCUCCCGCUCGAGGAGGAGUGGAUCUCCGAAACAACACUAGAGCAGCUUGUCGACAAGUCAUCGGGCAUGUUCAUCCAUGCUGCAGCCAUCGUCCGCUUUUUGGAUGAUGAAUUUUCACAUCCAAGUGACCGCAUCGAAGCUGUAUUGGCCCUGGACCCACAGAGCACAGGAACUAUUGAUCAACUCUAUACGCAGAUUCUGUGUACACUGCCCAGUGAUGCCGACAUCAUUGUUCCGAAUCUUCUCUUCAUCCUUCUGCACCCAAAAUACCAGGUUGGACUGCAGCCUGAAGAUGUCGACUGUAUCCUUGGCCUCAGAACAGGCCGAACACGGCUACUCUUACGUGCAGUGAGCUCAUUGCUCGACGUUCCUGAGCUCCACAAUCCUCCUGUGGUUGACAAAUAUGUCGAACCUUUUCACACCUCCUUCCUUGACUUCCUCUCAGAUCGUCGCCGAUGUGGGCGGGACAUAUGGUGGCUCUCAUUUCCCCCAACGGCACACAAUGUUGCUGUGGCAAUGAUCAAAUUCCUUGGUGCAGCACAGGGCACACAACAUAUUCUGUUGCGAAGGACAAUUUCUGCUUCCCUGGCCUCCCUCCUAUCAGAUUUAGAGCCAGAUGACAAGAUUAUUGCCUCACUCAGCAACAUCAAUAUUGAACAAUCUCUUGCUGUCUACCCCUUUGCAACUAGAUCCACAGCUGAGCAAAAUCAACCCAAUAAUCACCAAACUCUCUGGAAAGCACCAUUCUCCAUUUUCUGGCCACAGUUCAGCAGGUACCCUGCCUCCAUCCUUCAAACUUGGGACAACCAACUUUGGACUGCUUCACUAAGUCGUGCUCUGUUAGCACGCCGACUGCCCCUUGCCCAGAGUCCAAACACUUCAUCCACUUGGGUCUGCCAGUAUGAUAAUGCUUACUCCACAAUCUUUCACAGGCAUCCAGAUACAUUAUUCUUCCUCCGGCUGCUUUCCCACUGUAUACAGUUCCUCAAACAGUACCUUCCUUCUCCAGAAGAAUGCUGGGGCUUCCUUGGCAUUACACAUAGCUGUCUUCUGCCAUUCAAGGAAAUCUAUUCCAAUGGCAUAAUUCCUAACAUGGAUGAAGCAAUAUCCCCAAUUAACUUCCUUGUGGAUGCAGCACGCUCUGGUGAUUUGUAUCUGCCUCCUGAACAGUUUGCAGCAGAAGUUAUGACAGCAUGGGCAAAGGCACUAGGUGAAGGCCGUGAUUUGAGUUUGGAUAUGCUGCACUGGGUUCAGUAUGUGGUGUUUACUUUGGGGCACUUGUUCUGA